CAGCGCAGGCCGCUCUCCGCAUCCCUCUCGCCCAUCCCCUCCCGCCAGCUGCCACUUGCAGUAGUGGUGAUGCUGCUCCCUGGCGUGUAGAGGAGGAGAGAGAGCGUGCCCGCUGCCCAAUGACAGCGCAGGAUGCUGAGAGAGGCUGCUCGGGUGAAUGGAGGCGACAAGAUGCCGUCUAGAGCGGCGAAGAAGAGGAAUUAACAUCGAUAAAGAUCUGACUUUGAUCUACUCCACCUUUUCAGACAUGAAAUAAGUCAUCCAUGUGCAGUUCUAAGAGUCAGAGCAGUCUCAUUAUAACUCGCCCCUGUUAAGGACCCCUCUGGUGGCUACACCGCCGAAUCACAGGACAUGUACGGCAGUGCCAGAGCUGUAGGCCAUGUAGAGAGCAGCCCCGUACGGUCCCCGCGCCUACCAAGGUCCCCCAGACUGGGCCAUCGAAGGGCACACAGUGGGAGCGGGGGCGGUGCGGGGGGCAAGACGCUCUCCAUGGAGAACAUCCAGUCCCUCAACGCUGCCUAUGCUACUUCGGGGCCCAUGUACCUGAGUGACCACGAGGGCGUGGGCUCCACUGCCACCUACCCAAAAGGCACUAUGACUCUGGGUCGCGCCACCAGUCGGGCCAUGUAUGGGGGCCGUGUCACAGCCAUGGGCAGCAGUCCCAAUAUUGCUUCUGUGGGGCUGCCUCAUGCUGACCUUCUGUCUUACAGUGACCUGGGCUCCCUCUCCAUGCUGCACCCCCACCACCACCAGGGGGUGCCCUCUGCUCUGCUGAGGCAGGCAGUGCGGGGCAGUGGUGGGGAGCUGCUGGAGAUGCAGGCCCAGCUCAGGGAGAUGCAGAGGGAGAAUGAGAUGCUGCGACGGGAGCUUGACCUGAAGGACAGUAAGUUGGGAUCUUCCACCAACAGUAUCAAGAGUUUCUGGAGUCCUGAACUGAAGAAGGAGAGGAUAAUGAGGAAAGAAGAGGCGGCUCGUACGUCAAUCCUCAAAGAGCAAAUGAGAGUCACUCAUGAGGAGAACCAGCAUCUUCAGAUGACCAUCCAAGCUCUGCAGGAUGAAUUGCGCACACAGCGAGACCUCAACCACCUGCUGCAGCAGGAGAGCGGUAACCGCUCUGGGUCUGAGCAUUUCACCACCAUUGAGCUGACAGAGGAGAACUUCCGACGGCUGCAGGCUGAACAUGACAGACAGGCCAAGGAGCUCUUCCUGCUGAGAAAGACCCUAGAGGAGAUGGAACUGAGGAUUGAGACCCAGAAACAAACCCUGGGUGCCAGAGAUGAGUCAAUUAAGAAGUUGCUUGAGAUGCUACAGAGCAAAGGGCUGCCCCCGGGCCCGGGCAGGGCGACCGAGGAGGAGGAGCAAGAACGAGCUCGGCGCAUUGCAGAAGCAGAGGCGCAACUGGGACACCUGGAGGUCAUUCUGGAUCAAAAGGAGAAGGAAAACAUCCAUUUGCGAGAGGAACUGCACAGAAGAAAUCAACUGCAUCAGGACCCAAGUAAAACUAAGGCCCUGCAGACCAUUAUAGAGAUGAAAGACACCAAAAUUGCCUCUCUGGAACGCAACAUUCGGGAUCUGGAGGAUGAGAUUCAAAUGCUGAAGGCAAACGGCUUACUGAACACAGAGGACAGAGAAGAGGAAAUCAAACAGAUGGAGGUCUACAAGAACCACUCUAAGUUUAUGAAGACGAAGAUUGACCAGUUGAAGCAGGAGUUGUCAAAGAAAGAGUCAGAACUGCUGGAGCAACGUGCUGCCAUCCUGCAAACGGAGAUUGACCAGUUGAAGCAGGAGUUGUCAAAGAAAGAGUCAGAACUGCUGGCUCUGCAGACGAAGCUAGAGACCCUCAACAACCAGAACUCAGACUGCAAACAGCAUAUCGAGGUGCUCAAAGAGUCUCUCACUGCCAAGGAGCAACGUGCUGCCAUCCUGCAAACGGAGGUUGACGCUUUACGUCUACGUCUGGAGGAGAAAGAGUCCUUCUUGAACAAGAAAACCAAGCAGCUGCAGGACCUGACGGAGGAGAAGGGUACUCUCGCCGGAGAAAUCAGGGACAUGAAGGACAUGCUUGAGGUCAAAGAAAGAAAGAUUAAUGUCCUGCAGAAAAAGAUUGAGAACCUGCAGGAGCAGCUGCGGGACAAAGACAAGCAGCUGGGGAACCUCAAGGACAGGGUCAAGUCUCUGCAGACCGACUCCAGUAACACAGACACUGCCCUGGCCACCCUGGAAGAGGCGCUGUCAGAGAAGGAGAGGAUUAUUGAGCGCUUGAAGGACCAAAGGGAGAGAGAAGACAGAGAACGACUGGAAGAAGUGGAAUCAUAUAAGAAAGAGAACAAGGAAUUGAAGGAGAAGGUGAACAGCCUGCAGAUAGAACUAACAGAAAAGGAGUCCAGUCUCAUCGAUCUGAAAGAACACGCAUCAUCCCUGGCAUCCUCUGGCCUCAAGAAGGAUUCAAAGCUCAAGUCACUGGAGAUUGCAAUUGAGCAGAAAAAAGAGGAAUGUAGUAAGUUGGAGACACAGUUACAGAAGAAAGCCCAUGAAGUGGAGCAGCAGUCGGGCUCCAGAGGGAACCCAGAGUAUGUGGACCGGGUGAAACUGCUGGAAAAGGAGGUGAGCUACUACAAGGAUGAAGCUAAUAAGGCUCAGACAGAGGUGGAGAGACUGCUGGACAUCCUGCGAGAGGUGGAAACCGAAAAGAAUGAUAAGGACAAGAAAAUUGCUGAGUUGGAAAGUCUAGCUCCCAGACAAGGGGGUAAAGAUCAAGCUAAAAAGGGUUCAAACAUCAAACUGGGGCUGCAAGGUGACAAGAAAGGCUUGGGACAGGACCCUCGUAAGGACAGCUCCAUAGAUGGUGGUCACCACUUGAAGUUGGAGGAGCUAAUGAACACGCUAGAAAGGACGAGGCAAGAGCUGGAUGCCACCAAGCAGCGUCUCUCCUCCACACAGCAGUCUUUACAGGAGAGGGACACUCACCUCACCAACAUGAGACAAGAACGCAGGAAACAGCUGGAGGAGAUCCUUGAAAUGAAACAACAAGCUCUGCUGGCAGCAAUUAGUGAGAAAGAUGCUAAUAUUGCACUGCUGGAACUGUCUGCCUCGAAUAAAAAGAAGACCCAGGAGGAGGUGCUAGCCCUCAAGAGGGAGCGGGACAAACUGAUGCACCAGCUCAAACAACAUACACAAAGCAGAAUGAAGCUGAUAGCCGACAACUAUGAAGACGAGCAAUAUCAUCCACAUGCUCCUCACCACCCCCAGUCUCAGCCCCCACAUGCUCCACCUCAGCCCCAGCCCCAGUAUUCCCACGCUCCCCACCCUCAACAGACUCCAUAUCCACACGCCCCGCACCCGCAACAUCCGCAACACCAACAGCAUCCACAGCACCUGCAACACCCACAGCACCCACAGGCAUCCCAGCAACACCCACACCCACAGCAGCCACAGAUGCAGUACCCUCACCCUCCUCACCAGCAACAUCCUCAGCACCCUCAGCCACCUCCCCAGCACCAACAGCACCCACGCCCUCCACAGCCCCAGCACCCUCACCAACAGCACCCCCAGCAUCCUCAGCAGCACCCACAUGGGCAUCUGCCUCCGCAGCACCCUCACCCUCAGCACCCACACGGACCUCCACAACAGGGGCCACACCCCCAACAUCCACACCCUCAGCACCCCCAGCACCCCCAGCACCCUCAGCAUCCCCAACACCCUCACCAUGCCCAACAUCCACGUCACCCGUCGCCCCACCAUCGCGGGGGACCAGCCCGAGGACCCCCGCAUGCUGGUCAUCGCCCUUCCCCAGACCAGGAUGACGAGGAGGGCAUUUGGGCAUAAUCCUUGCUGUGACAACCAAAGCUCUAAUGUUGUUUUGAGGGAUGAUUCAGUCACUACUGGAGGAGCACAGCCAUGCCAUGAUGUUGUAACACUACCCAACUAAAUAUUUAUUACCUCCACUCAAUCAGUACCCAGCAACGGGACCUUUUUUUCCCAGGAAGAGGAGGGGGAACUCAGGUGUGCAGGUCAUGCAUAGAGACUGA
Messenger RNA from Haplochromis burtoni (Burton's mouthbrooder), 4028 nucleotides. It is a transcript of the gene erc2, whose product is annotated as ELKS/RAB6-interacting/CAST family member 2. The coding region runs from base 352 to 3825 and encodes 1157 amino acids. Gene Ontology annotation, molecular function: structural constituent of presynaptic active zone. Gene Ontology annotation, biological process: maintenance of presynaptic active zone structure; neuromuscular synaptic transmission; regulation of synaptic plasticity. Gene Ontology annotation, cellular component: cytoskeleton of presynaptic active zone. The transcript is spliced from 20 exons. The record is from RefSeq and is a predicted model, not a curated record. NCBI's taxonomy places the organism in Eukaryota, Metazoa, Chordata, Actinopteri, Cichliformes, Cichlidae.